GUAUAAAGGCAAAGAAUAUGCAGACAACGAGAGAAUUAAGCUUCUUCAAAACCAAUCUCCACAUUUCAAUUUCACUUCCUCACUUUCUUCUCUGUUUUCUCAGUUUUCAAUUCCCCAUUCUCACACUGAAUUGCCCAAAUUCAAAAUCUAUACCCAUUCCAUUCCCCCAAUCAUGGCCAAUCUUCCUGACUCUCUGUUCGGAGAAUCGUCGUCUGCAGAACCAACCACCGCGCCGGAACCCGUCAUUUCUCAUCCUCCUCAUACAGACCUAUCCAACGUCUCUGUCCAUGAACUCAUUCUCGCUCUCAAUCACGCCCAUACUCGUGAACGUGCUUUGCAGCUUCUUUCUCAGUGCAGAUUUUUCGUUUUUUCUCUUCAGAAUAGGAGCAUGUGUGACAAUUUGGCUGUUCUGAUAUGGCAUUCCUUUGGUACUAUGUUUACCCUUCUGAAGGAAAUAAUGGAAGUUUACCAUUUGCUGUCCAAGCCUGACCUUACAGAAAAAGCUUCAACUAGGGUCUGUCAUGCUCUUGCUCUUCUUCAGUGUGUGGCUUCUCACCCAGAAACAAGGAUGCCAUUUAUGAAAGCUAAGAUUCCACUCUAUUUGUACCCUUUUCUUAAUACCACCAUCAAGGAAAAACCUCAUGAAUAUCUCAGGCUCACAAGCUUAGGAGUAAUUGGUGCACUAGUGAAGGUUGAUGACAAGGAAGUUAUUUACUUCCUACUCAAAACUGAAAUAGUUCCAUACUGUCUGCGAUGCAUGGAUGUGGGAAAAGGCUUGUCAAAAACUGUUGCCACGUUUAUUGUUCAGAAAAUUCUAAUGAAUGAAGAGGGAUUGAGGUACUGCUGUAUCAUAGCUGAUCGAUUUUUCGCAAUAACUCGUGCCUUGGAAACAAUGAUGGAAAGACUUUCCGAAGAACCCUCGCAACGGCUGCUAAAACAUAUUGUUCGCUGCUAUCUUAAGCUAUCUGAAAGUCCAAGGGCUUGCCUGGGACUUGGGAGACUCCUUCCUCGGAUGCUAAAUGACAGUGCCUUUACCGACCUCCUCCGUGAUGAUCCGACUGUCAUGAGCUCGUUCAAGCAGUUGCUUCGCAAUGUACAUGAGAAUAGGUUACGAGACAAUGAAAGCAAACAAGGCAAUCCGAAAACAGGCUGAAGUUAUGUGAAAACUUUGCCAAUUCUACUGCACAGGAUUACAUUAUAUAUACAUAGCUGAUGGCUUUAACAAUGAGUCAGUUCUUCCAUCUUUCACACAUAUCUUUACUAUGUUUGUAGAUCACAUGAGUUAAUAUAAGGGGCCAAAUGGUGAGUACAUGUUGUAAUUUGAACCACUUAAAUCAUAGUUUUAGGCUUUUUUUUUUCCUUCCACAGGCUUUUGCUAUUUAUUUUGAAUUCUCUCUGUUAAUUACAAAAUGAAGGGGAA
Molecule: messenger RNA, 1420 nt
Organism: Benincasa hispida (wax gourd)
Lineage: Eukaryota; Viridiplantae; Streptophyta; Magnoliopsida; Cucurbitales; Cucurbitaceae
Product: Cell differentiation, Rcd1-like protein
Biological process (GO): mRNA catabolic process
Cellular component (GO): CCR4-NOT complex
Source: RefSeq, a predicted model, not a curated record